UGUUUACAUACCGAGAGAAGGAACCUUUGAAAGCGCCGCUGGGCAUGCGAAUGGUACUAUUGUUAUUAUUCCGCUGUAAUUAUUUUCGUCGAGACGUUGUCUGUCUCCAAGAGUUGCUGAAGCUAAAGGGAAUAUAGACAUCAAAAAUCAAAACCCAGGUAUAAGGAGAAAUUUGAAAGAAAACACUCGGGUAACGGUUCAACGGCUGAUAAUUUCAUGUAUCAAAAAUUUGGAUGUUGAUGGGACCACUUGGGGAUUUGUCAUCGGAAAUCUAUGUGACGAGCUGUCCUUAGAAGCAUAGUGACUCAGAGAUUCCCAAGGGAUGAUGUCAUGGCUUUUUUCAAGAAUCCACCUGAACUGCUUGAUGGAAUACCAGACAAGUAGCCUAUAAAAUGGGGUGGGAAUGUUAGUUUUUAUAUAUAUUUUUAGAUAUAUAUGUAGGGUAAUAUUUUUUAGUUGGGAAUGAAUUCACCUCAGAGCUCAAGGCCUUAUAUAUGUGAAAAAUGUGGUUCCAGCUUUAAGAAGAAAUGGAAUCUCAAAGUACACAUGGAAUCACACAGUGAGCCCUUUGAAUGUAACGUGUGCCACUUGAAAUUCAAGUUCAAGCACAAACUGCGAUCACACAUGGGGCGCCACACAGGAGUGAUAAAGUACAACUGUAAGAGAUGUCCAGCUGUUUUUGGGUACAAAAAGAUGCUCAACACACACAUGGACAUUCAUCUUCAGAGUCCCUCCAGAGUCCCUCAAAUUACCGGUAUUGCCAUGGUUGUGGGGCACAUUUCAGCAAAACAGAUGAUUUAGAGGCACAUUUUGUAUUCUGUCCAGGUAUAAAGAAAUGUGAAGAUGAUGAUGAUGAUGAUGAUGAUUGUAAAAGUAUAUCAUUUCAUGGUUCUGAGGAACUGGCUCAGAAUAUCAAGAAAAAUAUUACUGAAGAACCUUUAUUGUUUGAAGAUGAACGCAGGAAGCAGUUGCUAGAAAAGAACAAAGCAAUUGCAGAGCAGGAUAGAAGUAACAAUGGAGAAGAUAAAGAUGAAGGUAAUACAUGUAGAAAUGAUUUAAAAUCUAGACAGGGGCAUGGAAGUAAGCAUGAAGGGCACUCAGAUAUGAUAGUAAGCAUAGUUAUAGAAGAUAUUGAAGAAAUAGGUAGUAGAAGUGAAGGAAGCAUAGAAAAUGGAAAUAACAGAGACUCUGUAAAUAAUGGAAAUUGUACACCUGGUAAUUUCAUUAGUAAGGAGUGCCAGAGAAUAUCACAUGGCAAUUUAGAAAAUAUUGUCAGAAACAGUUCAGAUGACUCUGUCAUUAGAGCUGAACACUAUGUGGCAUCUGAGGCAGUGAGAGAAACUGACAACAUUCAUCAGUACAAGGAUAAAAGGUCAUCUGUUACAGAAGUUCCACUGCAUUCUGCUGAUGUAGGCGUACAAUGUCAUACAAGUUUUGAUAGUGAAGUGGUUGAUUCAUCUACUUGUAACCAAAGUAAAUACAAACCAGAGAGCAAAAGUGCAGUUGGUUUGAAAAGUGCUAUGGUACGGAUGCCAGUUAUCAUUGUUAAGCAAUUGUCAGCAAUUAAUGCUUCUGUUCCUAAAACCAAAUCUCAUGAGCUGGAUGAAAGGAAUGAAGUUGUUAAUCAUGAUUAUCCAUUUGACAAAGAAAGUGAUAGUAACAUAGGGCAUGAUGAUACCAGCAAGAACAUUCUGGUAGAAAGUCAAAAUCAGUCAGAAGCAUUAGUAUCAGAAUUUAAUGAGAAUGAAAGGAGUAUGUUUGAAGUUGAUGGAGACUCGCAUGAGGUGAGCAGUGGAGGACUAAAAAGAAAGCAUGUUAAUGAAUCUACAAAUACAACUGAAAAUCAGACAGCAUGUCUAGUCUCUGCUUGUGGGUUACAAACAAAGACAAAAACAAUAAAAUCCAGCAAGUAUCAGAGAAAGAAAAGGAAACUUAGCUCUAGUCCAGAAUCUGCCACUGAAGCUUCAGGAAAAGGAAGAUUAUUAAAGAAAAACUCAGAAACUGCAGUUAAUGAUACAAACAAUGACAGUCAUGUUGUGAAGUUGAACCAAAAGAGGAAAAGGAAAUGUGUCAUUAAUCAGGACCAAGCACGGGCAAAAAGGAGAGAAGAAAAGAAGAAAAACAAGAGAGUCAGUACCACAGCAAUCAGUAUAGAUGAAAAAAAUGUUUCUCAGGGGAAAGAUGUGUGUGUUACCAGAAGCAUUACACUUUUAAGUAAAAAUAACAUUUUAGAUCUUAAUUUGUCUCAAAAUUUUGAGCUGAGAAAUACCAAUAGAAAGGAGGGAUUAACAGUUCAUAAACUUCAGGCCCUUUGCCAUGCCAUAGUUAAGUGGGAUAUCAGGCCAUGUUUUGUACAGAUAGAGAAACUGCCCAAAGAUGUAGUUGAUGCACAUGAGAUAAAGGUAUCAAGGUCUUCUUUCAAGCAAAAGAUUAUAUCAAGCCCUUCUGUGAGAACAAAUCAAAUAUCUUCCAUAAGUAAUGAAAGUUUAAGAUCCCCAAAAAAGGCAAAUACAGCAGUAAAGCUGCUUCGCAGCCCAAACCAAAAGAAAAGACAAAGACGAGGGAAAGUUCAGACAAAUUCAAGUGGGUCAAAAAGAAGACCAUUAAAUGACACCUUGUUUCCAGUCGAAGAUUUAGAGUCAACCCCAGAAAUUGCAAAGAGGACCAGGAGAUGGACCCGCAUCUUAAAGAGAGCUAAGAUGUGUCUGAAAUUAAGGAACAGACUCGUGGGUUUGAAAGAGGAGAAUGGAUAUCAAUUCAGUGAUGACAGUGGAAGUACUGCCACUGAAAAUGAAAGCUCCAUGGAAGAGAGAGAAAAUACCCAUGAAGUAGAUUUAUCUCCAGCAAGGAGUGUAGAUCAUAAACAGGCCACUAUGCAAAGUCCAGACAUGUUGCUGUCAGCACAUUUAAUAGCACCAGACUUGGAAAUAAAAGUUAAAGAGGAAAAGAUUGAUAUUACUUCAGAGUUUUUGGAUUAUGACUUCUAGACUCAUUUUUAUAUAGUCUUGUUAAUGUUUUAUGUUAUCUUUAUUGAAAAUGAAAAUGCAUCUGCUUAUGUAAUUUUUUAUUGUUUUUCCUAGGACAAGGAAGGAUUUCUCAUAUAUUGUGACUAAUAACUAGUAACUAAGUAUUUGCAUAUGUAUUUUUUUAGUGUUAAAUGUUUUUUUAACAUUAAUUAAGAAAGUGUCAAUGGAUACGUACAAGAAAUCUUCAUGCUGUCAUUGCUAGAAAUAAAAUUUUCUGUCUUUG
This is a messenger RNA of Penaeus vannamei (Pacific white shrimp), 3249 nucleotides long. The record is from RefSeq and is a predicted model, not a curated record. Lineage: Eukaryota; Metazoa; Arthropoda; Malacostraca; Decapoda; Penaeidae.